GGCUGUAGCUCAGACAAAGGCAGUGUGAGAUUGUCUCUCUAUCCUGCAGCAUCCACACCCUCGCAGCACAAGACACGGGCUCUCCAAACCCCACCACAGACAUUCCACAACUUGUGUGUCACUAUGGAGCUAGACUUCGGACACUUUGAUGAAAGAGACAAGACCUCCAGGACCACAAAGGGGGCCCGCAUGAACGGGCUGCCCAGCCCCACGCACAGCGCUCACUGCAGCUUCUACCGCACUCGCACCUUGCAGGCUCUAACCAAUGAGAAGAAAGCCAAGAAAGUGCGUUUCUAUCGCAACGGCGACCGGUACUUCAAGGGUAUCGUUUAUGCCGUUGCUACUGACCGCUUCCGCACCUUCGACGCCCUGCUAGCAGACCUCACCCGCUCUCUCUCUGACCACAUCAACCUGCCACAGGGGGUGCGCUUCAUCUUCACCAUCGACGGAUCUCGCAAGAUCACCUCCAUGGACGAGCUGGAGGAGGGGGAGAGCUACGUUUGUGCUUCUGAAAACUACUACAAGAAGGUGGACUACACCAAGAAUGUCAACCCCAACUGGUCAGUGAACGUCAAGGCUUCAGCCAACCAGAAAGGCUUGCAGUCUCUGGCCAGUGGGAAGGUGGCCAAUGAGGUGAAGGAGAGCAAGGAUUUUGUGAGGCCCAAGCUGGUCACGGUGAUGCGUAGUGGUGUGAAGCCGCGGAAGGCAGUGAGAGUCCUCCUUAACAAGAAGACGGCACACUCCUUCGAGCAAGUCCUCACAGACAUCACAGAAGCCAUCAAGCUGGAGAGUGGGGUGGUCAAGAGAAUUUACACACUCGAUGGCAAACAGGUAACAUGCCUCCAGGAUUUCUUUGGGGAUGAUGAUGUCUUUAUUGCAUGUGGCCCUGAAAAGUUUCGUUAUGCCCAAGAUGAUUUUUCACUGGAUGAGAAUGCACGCUUUUCCUCUGGAACCAAAUCCAAAACAGCCCAGGGGGGGUAUAACCAAGAGUGCCAUGUUAUGAAGGGAAUCCCUAAAGGAGGAGCUCAGAAGAGCUUGGCAAAGAGUCCAGGACCUGCCCGACGCAGCAAGUCACCAGCUGAAUCGACCAAUGGCACAUCCAGUAGCCAGCUCUCCACUCCUAUUUCAAAGCAGUCUCCUAUCUCCACACCCACUAGCCCGGGCUGCCUCCGUAAGCACAAGGACCUGUAUCUACCCCUUUCAUUGGAUGAUUCUGAUUCACUUGGAGACUCCAUGUAAAGCAGAUCACCAGAAAGCAAAACAACAAACACCCUUGCAGUUGAAUUCAAAUCUGACCUGCUAUUUGCAGAGGUAUCUUUGGUGCUCACCAUCUUGAAAACGCCAAAAUGAAGCAUCCAAUAGACUUUCUUUAUAAAUUGUCUUUGCGUCACACAUUAUGACUACCCGGUUUUAAUAACACUGCCUGAUAAACAGUUUGUAGCUUAGGAAUUUAAACAAAAUGUUUUUACUUGAGGUACAAAGGUAAUUAUGCAGUUCAGUACGUGAUCGUCUUGCCAUUUAAAAGUUGGAAACAAAUCAUGAAAUCAGUUUUUUCAAAUCAUAACUAUGGUACUGUAAAUGAUGAUUUAAAGAACUGUUGUCCAUUAUGCUGUGUCAGCUGUAACCAGAUUUUCAAACUAAAAAGUCAUUUUACAACAGACAAAACAAAAAUAUACCACUGUCUGCUUAAAGGAAUAUUUGUAUCCAUAAAUUAGUUGUCCUUUAUGGUCAUAGUAUAUAAGUAUAUAACAUUUCCCUUAAAAGACCUGUUUAAAAUUGUCAUGCAUUUUUAGCGUAACUGGCGCAAUUUGUGAUUCUUGGAUUCAAAGGAGUUAAAGCAAUGUUAAUAAGGCAUACUCGUCUGGUGGCACAGGAGUUGUUAAGUUUAUAGUGUGACAUUUUCUGUUUUAUUCUCCUGGAAAGGCUGUAUCUCUCUGCAGUGAAUUUAAUUAGACAAAUUUAAUGGUGUGCAUAUGUAUGAAAUAGAAGGCACACCAAAUCUACUGUUAAUAGCAUAAAUUGAGUACGGCAUUACACUUACAGGACACUCAUCUGCUGUACAAGCUAUUCUCAAGCAAGAGGGCUGCAGUACUAAUUUCUCAUAAAGACCUCACAGAGUGUCUGUCUACAGCAGUGAUUUCAUUACUUUACAUGUAAAACCACUACAUCGAAUAAAAUUUCAUGCUUUCGCUUUUGGAGAAACAAUUAAACAAUACAUAUGAAUUGUAACUGUCUUGAAUGCUUAGACAGAUUAGUAGCAAGAAAAGAAUUUUCUGGAAGAAAGUGUAACAAAAACAAAAAUGCCGUGUACGUGUAUAACAUGUUUCAUUAAUACCAAAGGUAUUCCUAAGAUUCCCUUUGGGAAAAGACAGCAUUAGGCUACAGAGUUAAACAACCCUGAUUUGUUAAAUAGAAAUUAAACUUUCAUUUGGAGGCUUAAAUUUAACAUUUUUUAUGUUGUAAGUUCUACUUCUCCAGGCAUUGCUACAGUUAGAAUGUUUUUUUUUUUCCAGGCCAGAUAUAUCUCCCAAGCUGUUGAGUAAUUUGACCUAAACUAUGAUCUACUCUGAACGUGUUCUUGUUUAUAUAACAGCAGCCAUUAUAGUGAAGUGUUCUAGGGUAAAGGAGGCCAUUUUUUUUUGGUUCUCUCUUCAGAUGAAUGAAAUAUGCAAACAGACAUUUGUUUUAUUCUGCCUCAAAUAUUUUUUCACCACAAUGAAACCUACCCACUCUGAAACUGAUUGGUUAAUAUAUACAGUACAGUAUAUAUAGAUUACAGCAGAAUAUUUACAUUUUGGACCUGAAACAAGAGAAAAAGUUACAAAGUACAUUAGAAAACAUGCACCUCCUCUGUUGUACUGCUAACAAUAGAGAAAUAAAACAAACACAAUGUGAAACGUGUAGUUUAGAGUACACAACACAUACAGUAUGCAAUACAAAGAUGUCUAUACAUUUAAAAUGCAUAUGCUAAGAAUAUUAUGUUUUUGCAAUUUGUUGUUGUUAAUGUUUUUACAAUCAUUUCUAAACGUAAAUUGACUUUUGCAUUAAUAGAAGUGUCUCAGGCGAUUGGAGUAGAUUAAAUCUUUAAAACUAUUAAUUUGUUUAACACUGCAUGUGAGUGAUAUAAAAAUGGAAUAAAUCACAUAAUGUUUGCAUAAUUCAAACAGUGAAAACAAUUAGCUAAUAUUAGUUUUUCAAUUAAACCCACUUUAAAAUGAACACAGAACACUGUGAAAUUUGUACAACAAUUAAAGCAGGUUACUUUUUUAAACUACGAAACUCCAAACUUUGUAAAGAGAUCAUUUCAGUACAUUUUGGAAGUUCAUUUGUAAAAUGUCUAACCCUUUUUCAUAGGAAUAUUUUUUUCUACACUUUGUAUGAAUUAAAUAAAUGUCAAAAUUUUCCUCAAGGAGAGCACCGCCAUGCAACGUGGAGAGUGAAGAUAUUUCACUUCCUGUGGUGCCUUUUUAAGACGUACAAUAUGUGUUUUUAUAUACUGUAGUAAACAGGAAACCAUUUUGUUUUGUAAAAUAUUUUAACGUAUUUUAUGUCUGGAAUUUUGGGCUAACAGCAGUGAAUACAACAUACUGUAUGUUGUCUGAUUUGUUAAAACCAUAUUUUUUUAGUUUGUGGAAUACUAGAACACACAUUAUAGAGUAGGUUUGCUGUGUUAAUGUUAUAAAACUAGUUAUUUUCUGAUGUAAGAAACACAUUUGAGAUAUCUUCUUUUCUAUCCAUUGCUAUACUGGAGUUCAAGCCUUGUUUAGUCCUUUGCAAAUGCACCUUAUUGUGGAAUUACCCAUCACAUUUUCCAAUCAAAACAUGGAAACGGUUGUUCUAAUGCAUUUCAUUUGUUUACUCUUGAACAGAGUUAAAAUUCAAGUCUUUCUCUACUCCUACAUGGACCAAAGAGGUCACAGAGUCCACUAUGAUUUCAAGCACCUUCUGCAUAGAGAGAAUUGUAGCAUUUAAGGCUAGAGUUGAGUCAGAUUACAUCUAAGAUAGUAGAUCAAUUUUGACUUUUUCAUUUCAGGCAACUGGUUUAUUUACCUCUGUUGCAGCUCUCUGUUUAACACUUGACCAUCUGAGACCCUCUAAAAAAAUAAAUGACUUAGAAUUAUUCCCUUUUGUGACAACAUGUCUUAAUAUCUACAUGAUGUGGAAAUGAAAUAUAAUAAAUUGAUUCAAAUAGUUUAUCUUUAUUAUUUAAAAAGGAGAUUAAGUAGUCAGUUAUAUUUGCUUAUCAGUCCAGACUAGUUUGUUUCAUUAUUUAUCAGCAGUCUCUUUGUGAGGUUUUUAUUCUGGUAUACUCUUAUUUACCUUGCUUUCUGCAAUGAUUGAGACUGCAAUGGGGGAUGCCUGACCUUGACUAUUAUAUGAAUUUGAAAAUAGAGUAGUAAGCUACACUCUCUUUUCUUUAUUCCUGAUUAACCAGAUUCAGCAAUGUUCCAGACCAGGUUGCUAUAGUAAUUUAAUAAAAGAUCCUCUCCUCCUUUGAUUAGCAUUAUAACAAACCACUACCUUAAAUUGUUUUUGGAUAUACAAAGAGCAUUUUUUGCAGAAAAAAUAAAAAGCAGACACAGCAAAAAGUGGUAUUACUAUUCUAACCAUGAGCGCAUUGCCAUUCAGUCGUCCCUGUCACCAUGGCAACAUGGUGGUUUGCUUUAACACCAAACAUUAAUCUCCAGUAUAAACAGGAAUGUCUAGAGAAUUAAUUGCACUGUAAACUAAUUGGUAGCUGUUAGCUUGUGAUUCAGCUGUAUUGAAUGUAUGAGAAAGAUAAGGAAUGGAGAAUUGGAAAUUGAAAAGGUGCUUUGAGCUACUUUGGUCUGUUCUGGCAUACAGCUGUAGCAUCUCACAGCACCUGUGAAACAGAGCUGUACUAAAAAAAUGGAUGCCGCUGUGUUCUUUCUUCGCAUGAUACCACUAUAUAUGGAAAACCAAAAUGAUGGAGGAUUGUAUAAUGAUGCUGUGGAAACACACAGUGCGAGAUUUUACAGUAUGUGUUAUAUACAACACAACCUACUGUAUAUAAUCUAGUCAACCAAGGCUUAACGUUAUUUAGAAUGUGGCAUUAGAAUUCAGCAUUACAAUGGUUUAUCCCUGUAGCCCGUUUUAUGAUAAAAUCCAGCUAUUAGAUCUUUAUGGAUCAUCCCUGAUGGUUUCAAAUGCAUAGCAUUACUUUAGGUGCAAAAAAUACCAAUGUGGUAUCCCAGAAACAUUUUUGCAGGAAAUGGUUCUGGACUUUUCCUUAAUCCUAGUGAUUUUCCAAAUUGCACUGUUAUACCUUGUACAAACAGCUCAGAUAUGACUCCCGGUUCGCAUCAAAAAUGAAAAAAAAAGUCUCAAGUGCUAAACUGUAAAAGUGGAUUUAUCAAAAAUAAAAUAAUCUGAACAACACAAAAGCAGAUUAUUCUGAUUAUUCCAAUUACCUUGACCUCAUACUCAGCCUGUAUUUCACUGGCUCUUGAAAUUUUAAGCAUAAAAAGAGGUCCAUUCAUACUCUGUAUACUGUAAAUUAAAAGUUCAGCACAACCAUUCUCUUUUAUCAUGUCAAGUCAUAAAACAGCAUAAAAGGUUCAUAUUUACAGUACUUCACUAUUUCUCAUAUGCUCAAUGCUUAUUAAUGCACUCCUUUCUCCUUUUCCUGGAUAUCCUCAUAUUAGCUUAAGUUUAUAGUUUUUCUUUUUCAAAAAUGUGACAAUAUUUAAAAACAAGUGACUGGAUGUUUCAAUAUAUCAUACAACCAUUCAUUUUUAAAUGAUCAUCAUUUGUACUGAUGAUCUGUACUGUUGUUUCUUUUUAAACAACUGUAUUAGGAACUUGAAAUGUUAAAAUGCCAGUUAACAACAUCCUUUAGUGAACUUACAAAUAAUAACUACAUACUGUACUACAGUACUAAGAGCAAAUUGUUGGAGGAAAAAAGGACCAGUUUACUUUUUCAGUAAAAAAUCAGUGACUUGCUUGUUGUUUGCCUGAAGGUCUUUAAACAUUUCUGUGAUAUACAGAAUAUACACGGUGCUAAAUACAUGAAUGAAAAAUCUGACCUAGAAGUAAAUUAUAUUACAUGAUUAAAGCACAAGAGGUAGGUUGUUAUUAUUAUAGUCUUAAAUAUCUGAAAAAUCAAUCAAUUUAAAAAAAGAUUAUAAAAAUAUACAAGAUGCAGUCCGUCAGAGGUUGUAUUAGGUAAAAUACUGUACGUUUAAAAACAGACUGCAUCCUAAGAGGAAUCUGACAGUAUGCAGUGUUUGGUCUUGAGUGAGCUUCGCACCAUUCAGGACUGAUCAAAAGAUCAACACUUUGUCAAGUUCUGCUUGUUUUACAAUAAUGAACAAAGGUUUGAUAGACUGCUGUCUGUAUUAAAGCACUGCAUUAUACAGUACCGUGCACUAGAAAUACAUGCACUGUUUGAUUUUUAACAAUGCAGCAAAGGUUAAAAAGGGUUGUAAAUAUGUAAGCAACCUACAUUCCUAGCCUGGUUACUAUAAUUUGCAUCACACCACAUUAAUGGAUAAUUUUGUUUUCAUAUUUUCUUAUUUCAUAUGUGUAAAAUGGGAAUCUCUAUUAACUUGAUCAUUUUAGGUUAAUGGAAGUCAGAUUAUCUGGGAAGAUCUACAGCUUUAUUCAGUAAAUUAUUUAAUAAAUUCCUACACAGAAAAGAAUACUCAUAAACGCCCUCUGGUUUCUGUGCAUACUAUUUACCUGAUACUGUGUUUGAGGCAAAGAAGUUCCCUGUUUGUUUCUGUAGAACUAGAAAUUCAUACCAAAGCAGUAUUGAGUUCCUUAAUCUAAGCAAUUGUUAAAGUAACAUUUCAACCCUUGCAAAGAACUUACAGUUUGGGAUUUAGUUUUCCUCUUCAGAGUAUUGUGUGUGCCUCCAUAUUUUCUCACACAAGGGUGUCCAAAAAUCCACCUGUAUUGGAUUUCUUAAGUAAUGGUUUAUUGUGAACAGAGUUUGAAAGAGUGUGUGUACGUACUGUAUGAGUGUCUGCAUGUCAAGGUCCAGUCUCUUUUUUUAUACUGUUUUUUUUUCUUUAGGUAACCAUGUCCAGCAAUUGGAAUACUAGUUUAAAAUGGUUCCUGAAGUAUUAGAGAGGCGUUCCCUUUAAACAUUUUAAAGCCACUACUUUUAUACACACAUGAAAAGCAAGUUAGUGCCAAAAUUCUACUUCAUUAUCAAAUUCAUAAUAUGGCAGUUUCGGAUCGCUCAUCUCUCAUUUGAUUGUAUACUGUAUGUGCACGUCUUAGCUACAUUUGCUCUCAGUGGUGAAAAAAUGCUUUUUCUUAAAUUGCCAUUGUGCCAUUUGAUUUGUACAUAAAAAACAUUUUAUUAUUGACUUUUUAAGCAAACAUGCAAAAAGAAGAACAAUUCUGGUAUGUUGUUAUACUGUAGGUAGUAUGCUGUAACUUAGAUUAUAGGUGGUUUUGUGGAUUUAGAAACGCGUUGCUUGCAAAUAAAACAAGCUUUUCUCUUGCUUCAUUUUCUUUGCUUUUUUUACAUUUGAGAGAAUCAAAUUGCAUGGUCCAUAUCUUAUUGUGGCAUGGUCAUAGUACUGGGAUAGUUUGUCUUUCAUGGAAUGACAUACUGUACACUAUACUUCUUUCAGACUAAAUUUACUUUAUCUUCAUCAUCGCUGAAAGUUCAUCAAAUUCAGAUUAACAGCUUUACCUUACCGGUAUUUUCUAAAAGUUUCAAAACAGUAUAAAUUUCUCAUGUAUAGAAUUCAAAAGCUCAGAGAUAACUGCACAAGGCUAUACAAGUGAAAACUGAAACUCUUGUAUUUAACAAUCCAUGAAGAUGGCAAAUUUUAAAUUGUGACCAUGCAGAAUUUCUUAUUCAGAUCUGUAUUCCUUUUAAUGUACAUUUUCAGCGUGUGUUGUAAUAUCAAAAUAAUUAAUAAAUUUGGUUACAAAUA
Molecule: messenger RNA, 7916 nt
Organism: Lepisosteus oculatus (spotted gar)
Lineage: Eukaryota; Metazoa; Chordata; Actinopteri; Semionotiformes; Lepisosteidae
Product: neuronal migration protein doublecortin
Biological process (GO): intracellular signal transduction
Cellular component (GO): microtubule; microtubule organizing center
Source: RefSeq, a predicted model, not a curated record